UUUUUCACAAGAGGCAAAGCAGCCGGACCCCUGAGCCUUACACUUUCUGAAAGCCUGCUACUCUACGAUGCCUUUGAGGCUAAAAUGUCUCAAAUGAAGCAUGUUGUCAUGAAAGACAGAGACCAGGAUGUUGAAAAGAACUUGGACUGGAGUUAUAUUGAAUGGGUGGGAAAUGAAGUUGUCACUUCAGGUGUGGCGAAUGCAGAGACCCAAACGGAUCGAGGCCCUUUUGAGCACAAGGGGUGCCAAACCAGCAACCCGGUGAUAAUGCACAUCGAUCUCACACGGACACACUCCAGGCUGAGGCAUUCACCCUUACUAGAUCAUGACGGCAAGGUAGCACCUCUCUUCCAGUUCGACCGACAGGCUCCCGGCCGCAUCUCCACCUCUCCCACCUUGAGGAGGAUGAGGAGCACCAGGCGUCCCGUGUUGGACACCCAGGAUCCCGCAAGGAUGGGUAUCACCAAGGAGGAGCCCUCCCCUGCAAGCUUGUCAUCGCCUUUACACAGAAUAAAGUCUCCCCUCGCCACAAGCCCCCUCCUGUCGAGUGGCGAGCUCUGUCACGACCAGCCGCCAAUUUCAUCCUGUGGCCGACAGAGAACCAGAUCACAUAGAUCAAAGACCUUUGACAAUGGUAUUGCUUCCAUGAAGCCAGAGUGUCGAAGUGCUCACCCUACUAUUGUGAAAGAUUUUGGCUUUCUUGAUAGUGAAUUACAGGAGAAGGAGCAUCGUCCUCAUAGCCACAGACAUGCCUCGGUAACUCACUGUGGAAGGCCACCAAGAGGAUUAGAAGUGCCACAGAGCAAUGCCGUGACUCAUUUAGCACAAAUGGGUCUACAGGAAAGGAGGCGGAGCUCUGUAGUCGUCAGUUUACCUGGCUUGGAUGUUUCACCUGGAGACCUGUUUGUAUCUAAUGGAGCAGCUGACAUGCUAAACAACUUUUCUGGUAACACGAAUUCUUCCAGUGCACUAUAUGUUGUCUCACCAUCUGGGCAGAAUGCCAGUGAUAACUUUCACUUUACUGCUUUCACACGACAUGUCAGUCCAAACAUCUCUUGUCUUUAUCUGCCAGACACAAAGAAGUCAAAGUGGCCUUUUUCAAGGCGUAGCACAACUAAAGGGAAGUCCCAAACAGGAAUGUCGGUGUCUGAUAUUGAACGAUAUCUUUCAACAGCAGAAAUUCAGGACUGGAGGAACUGUGACCUUCAGAAAUAUAAGGACUACACCGUGGCAGAGUUCCUGCAGGACCAGUCCUCCCAGUGGAGCGCCACCUCUGACCCUGUUGCCUUUAAAAGACAAGAGGCCAUCUGGGAGCUUUUCACCAGCGAGUGCGUUUACUUCUUGGAUCAGCUCAUGGUUCUCAAAGAGGUGUUUUUGGCGACACUUAGAAACCUUCAGAUGAGAUCCUGCCUGGCUGAUAUUGACACCUGGAGGCUGUUUGCAAACCUCAGUGAGCUUUGCUUGGUGAGCUUUGGUUUCCUUAACAAUCUCCUGCGCGUCAUCAAGGACUCGUUGGAUGUCACCGAUGGUAACCGAGCCACUCUGCUAGAGCUGUUGAGCAAAACUUUCCAGGAGAGCAUAUGCCACUGCUUGCAGAAGUACUGCCUCAACUACUCCACAGCUUUGCUUUAUCUGGACAGCCUGAAGCCCAGAGAGGACUUUGGGUCUUAUGUCAAGUGGUCUGAGAGCAACAAGCAGUGCCGCAGGCUGCAACUGCGGGACCUGCUGGUUGCGCCAUUGCAGAGGCUAACCCGCUACCCGCUGCUCCUACGGAACAUCGCCAGGCGGUUCGACACGGAGGAGGAAAGCAGGGAUGUGCAGGCUGUAGCGGAGCAAGUGGACAUGUCAAUAUGUGACCUGGAGGGAAAGGUGAAAUGGUUGGACAGCUACCAGAAGGUCAAACAGCUGAGAGACGCCCUGGUGUGGCAGCCGGUGUGGGAGCGGGACAAGCGGGCCUUCAUCCCCGAGACCGUCAAACAUCUGCUGAAAGCCGUGACGCUGGAGAAUCUCAUUUCUCACAGAAGUCUGCUGCACGGAGGCAAACUGAUUCUCACAGAGAACGCCAAGCUCAUAGACGUCUACCUGUUCCUCUUUGACGAAUUCCUGCUCAUUACCAAGAUAAAGAGAAACAAGAAGUGUGUGCAGAGGUCCAUCGGCCCGGAAGCAAACUCCUUGCGCGUGGCGCAGAACCUGGAGCUGGAUCAGCUGCUGAAGGAAGGAUGCACCUUCACGGUUCUCGACCAGCCCGUCUCUCUGGACCGACUCCAGCUCAGGAACAUUGAUCAGCUCAACGCAUCAACAUCAGGGCUGCCUCAUUCUUUUAUAAUUACGCACCAGAACCGCUACCAGCAGUGUAUCGGCGCGUUUGUCCUGCAGGCUGCGUCAGAGUCUUCCAAGAGAGCGUGGCUGUCUAAGAUAGAGGAGGCUGUGUCGGUCCUGCUGAAGCUCGACUCUCAGCAGGCGCGAGUGACGAACGAUUCCCUGUGGUUGGAGUCGUCCCAGAUCUGAGACAUUCCCCUGCACGAGACGCCGUCUGCGUACACUUCAGUCCCCACGUCGUCCAUGAAGACACUAGCACUAAUGUAUACAGAACAGUACGGUGAACUGCUGCUGCAGUACUGUACUAUUAAAGCUUUGCUCAUGUAGUACAACUUGUUACCUUGUUUUUCUUCUUACACAGCCUGCGUAUGGGAGCAUCACACUGGAUGAAUUUGCUUAAUUUUAUUAGGAUUUAUAACAGCGACAAGAAUGACUACAAAAUGUGUCAAUCUAACUCAAUAACAUCAAUGUGAACCUGCUGAUAGAAGUAUUGUCACUGGAGCAACAGAUCUUAAAAUAAAAUCUG
This is a messenger RNA of Phycodurus eques (leafy seadragon), 2845 nucleotides long. It is a transcript of the gene plekhg7, whose product is annotated as pleckstrin homology domain containing, family G (with RhoGef domain) member 7. The transcript is spliced from 17 exons. Lineage: Eukaryota; Metazoa; Chordata; Actinopteri; Syngnathiformes; Syngnathidae. Gene Ontology annotation, biological process: Rho protein signal transduction. Bases 85 to 2508 code for a protein of 807 amino acids. Gene Ontology annotation, molecular function: guanyl-nucleotide exchange factor activity. The record is from RefSeq and is a predicted model, not a curated record.